Leguminivora glycinivorella is the source of this 1774-nucleotide messenger RNA. RefSeq names its product cytochrome P450 6B6-like. Gene Ontology annotation, molecular function: heme binding; monooxygenase activity; oxidoreductase activity, acting on paired donors, with incorporation or reduction of molecular oxygen. The transcript has 2 exons. Lineage: Eukaryota; Metazoa; Arthropoda; Insecta; Lepidoptera; Tortricidae. The record is from RefSeq and is a predicted model, not a curated record. Bases 49 to 1584 code for a protein of 511 amino acids.
UGUCUAGCGUCAGUCUUGAUCCAGUUGCGUACGCGCUCGGUCCACGCAAUGAUCACGGUCGCUAUAGUUCUUAUAGUGCUCGUUGCACUAUACCUUUACAAUAUCAGAACAUUUGACUACUGGGAAAAACGUGGUGUCAAACAUGAAAAACCAGUUCCAUUUUUUGGCAACAAUGCCGAUAACUAUCUCAUGCGUAAAAGUGUUACCGAAAAAACUGUCGAAAUGUAUUGGAAAUAUCCCAACGAAAAAAUCAUCGGCUUCUUUAGAUCCACUAGGCCAGAGCUUGUAAUCCGGGAUCCAGAGAUUGUAAAGCAUUUGUUGGUUAGCGAUUUUUACCACUUUUAUCCGCGCGGCCUUAGGCCCAACGCAAAGUACAUGGAGCCUAUUAUGCGGAACUUGUUUUUUGCGGAUGGAGACCUGUGGCGGUUGUUGAGGCAGCGCAUGACUCCGGCGUUUACGAGCGGCAAGCUGAAGGCGAUGUUCCCGCUGAUAGUGGAGCGCGCUGAGAGGCUGCAGGAGCGCGCGCUCGCGGCCGCCGCCGGCGCACGCACCAUCGACGCACGCGACCUCAUGGCCCGCUACACUACCGACUUCAUCGGCGCCUGCGGCUUUGGCAUCGAUGCAGACUCGCUCAACGAAGAAGAAUCAGCUUUCCGAAAAUUAGGUGCUAGUAUCUUUAAAAUUGAUGCUAAGCGUUUUGUAACUUCGAUGUUGAAACAGGCGAUGCCUCGAUUGUUUUACCCUUUAAAACCAAUGGGUCACAUAGAGAAGGGCAUUAAUGAACUGGUCGGCGCAAUUUUAAAGGAAAGAAAAUAUGAAACUUCAACUAGGCACGAUUUUAUCGAUCUUCUGAUAGAAAGCAAAAAGAAAGGGUUAAUGACGGGGGAAUCGAUAGAACGUAUAAAACCUGACGGAACUCCAGAGGUUGCUAGUCUAGAAAUGGAUGAACAGUUGAUGGCUGCUCAAGUAUUUAUAUUCUUCGCCGCUGGUUUCGAGACGUCGUCUUCGGCCACAAGUUUCACUUUACACCAACUGGCGUAUAACCCCAAAGUGCAGAAAAAAGUACAAGAAGAAAUUGACAGGGUUCUUGCUAGCCACAAUAAUAAGCUGAGUUACGAUGCUGUAAAAGAAAUGACUUAUUUAGAUUGGACUUUUAAAGAAGGCAUGAGGAUGUUCCCAUCGCUUGGAUUUUUAAUUAGGGAGUGUUCCCGUAAAUAUACUAUCCCGGAGACUGGUGUAACUAUAGAUGAAGGAGUUAGGAUUUUCAUACCUAUCCAGGCUAUGCAUAUGGACCCUCAGUAUUUUGAUAAUCCGGAAGAAUUCCGGCCGGAGAGGUUUAGUCCGGACGAAUUUAAUUCGGUUCAGAAGAGUAUUUACUUACCGUUCGGUGUUGGUCCUCGCGCAUGCAUAGGUGAAAGGCUGGGCUUGAUGCAGUCUUUGGCGGGGCUCGCGGCCGUCCUCUCAAAGUUCACGGUAUCACCGGCACCAGAAACCGUGCGGAGACCGAAGGUGGAGCCCAAAUCGGGCAUCGUACAGACCAUCAAAGGAGGUCUACCUUUAAUGUUUAAAGAAAGAAGCUUAUAGAAAAAAUAAGGGAUAUAAGACCUGAGUGGAUGCUUGGAGCGGAGCGUCCGGCGGGGCGGGCGAGCGUGUAGCGUCGACUUGGGACACUUGGAUGAACUUCAAUUGUUAGACAUGCACUCUGAACGCCCCGCCCAAUACAAGCGUGCACUCAGGCCUAAGACAUACACAGCCUUUAAUGUAAGGAAAUAAA